UGCAUCUAUGAAAUCUAAUAAGCUGUGAUGAAGGAAAUGAAAACGAAAACAAAAAUGUCAAUGUGUUGAGUAUGCAAUCGUGCAUGGUGAAAUAAGGUCAAAAUCUGUGAACAAGACAUCUUCUAUUCGUGUUAAAUUACUUGGCUAGUAGUGUUGAAAACGUUUAGUGCUCAAUUGAUAACAGGUUAUGUUACAAUGAAGAUUUUGUGUGAUUUUAACCGAUUACGUGAAUAACCAUUCUAUUUGUUCUACAAGCAUUGAUGAUGCUUAUAAUUAACAUUGAACAGGUAUACCAACGUGCCAGAUGAAUGGCAAAAGCAUGUCUGAAAAAUUGGGUCUUGGACCUGAGAGACGAGAAUUGAAGUUCGGUUCUAGUUUCCUGAAUGGUAGAAAUACCACAUUUCAUACCGUUAAAUAUGACUUUAAGCCGGCUAGUGUGGACGUCACGAAGCAAGCCACCGUCGAUGUGGCCUCUAAUCACCAGAUAACUGUUACUGUUCCUCAUCUAGAUGGAGCAGGCACUGCUCAAACUGUUUUCAAAGGCUCAGAGCGCCCCUGCCAGAAAGAAUGUGUUCUAAUUAUUGAUAAGUUGACUGGAGAAAUUACAUUGGAAAAGCUAUCCACAUGUAUUCAGUUGAAGAAAACUAGACAACAAUCGGCCAAGCAGCUGCCACAGAGUUCGAACUCGUCGAAUUGGUCAAGUGGCAACCAUGUGGCUGCUGCAGCCUCCUCGGCCGGAGGCAGCAAAAAGUCACACCUGGAGCCGCCCCCCGCCGCAGCACCCCCCUCCGCCCCCGGCCACAGGCGGCAGAGGCAUGGUGGCGGCGCGGGUGGUGGGGGCGGAGGCAGCACUGGCAAACUGCCCAAGAAUCUCUCGGCGCCGAUUCCCCGCCACUCACCACUGCACGCCUCGCCAUCCUACUCGCACUCGCACAAGUCACCGCAGUCGGCCUCCACGGCGGGACUAUCACCUUCGGCCAUUCCUGGUGGAAGUCUUCCUUUAAUUAGUCUGGACGACAUAAGUGAGAGUCACACGAGUGCUCCCCCUAAUACUGAAUGUAUUGCAAUGGAUGUGUCCCACAGUCCAAUUAAUUCGGCCUCACCAUUUCGUCCUGGCAAUGAAGAGGAGAAUAGGUGCGCAGUAGAUAUUCUGACCGACUCAUCGAGUGACUCGUCAAGCGAUGACAGUUCCAUCUCAGAUAGUGACAGCGAAUCUAAUCAUAGCAACAAUGAGAGCGCAAAGUUCAAGUCCCAUAAUAUGAAUGGUCACGUGAAUGGCGUCUCUUCACCUUCUCUUCAAUCUCUUCAAAUGCCUGACAAUUUUCUAAACGAAGAUCUACAGCUUUCAGAAUCAGGCUCUGAGAGUGACUGACACCCAUGACUAAUUUCAAAUCUUUUGGAUGCCUUACCUGGUUUGUAACAACAACAAACUGUAUUUCAGUUGUUGGGAUCAAAAUAAAGGAAUACGCAAAUUGAUAAGUGUUGUUUUGAUUGAAUACUCUGGUAAUUCAAUUACCAUUUUAAUUGCAUCUUACAUUAUUAAAUAAUUUUGUAAAUAUUGUGUCUGUAUAAAAUAAUUAGGUUUAUUAAAACCGAGGCACAACUGACUGAAUUAUUA
Nilaparvata lugens (brown planthopper) is the source of this 1618-nucleotide messenger RNA. RefSeq names its product ELL-associated factor 2 (gene Eaf). The transcript is spliced from 7 exons. NCBI's taxonomy places the organism in Eukaryota, Metazoa, Arthropoda, Insecta, Hemiptera, Delphacidae. Gene Ontology annotation, cellular component: super elongation complex. Gene Ontology annotation, molecular function: transcription elongation factor activity. The record is from RefSeq and is a predicted model, not a curated record. Bases 305 to 1372 code for a protein of 355 amino acids. Gene Ontology annotation, biological process: regulation of transcription elongation by RNA polymerase II; positive regulation of DNA-templated transcription.